Molecule: messenger RNA, 1195 nt
Organism: Fragaria vesca subsp. vesca
Lineage: Eukaryota; Viridiplantae; Streptophyta; Magnoliopsida; Rosales; Rosaceae
Product: probable WRKY transcription factor 11-like
Exons: 3
Coding region: 77-982 (301 amino acids)
Biological process (GO): regulation of DNA-templated transcription
Molecular function (GO): DNA-binding transcription factor activity; sequence-specific DNA binding
Source: RefSeq, a predicted model, not a curated record
AAACCAGCAAAAACUCAUCUCCCUCUCUUUGACUCUUGAGUCUCUCUAAUUGUUUCACAGGACCAGAAAAGCUUCAAUGGCAAUUGAUCUUGUUAGGUUCUCCAAGAUCGACGAUCGGACGGCCAUGGAAGAAGCCGCCUCCGCCGGUUUGCAGAGCAUGGAGCACCUUAUCCGCGUCUUGUCAAGCCAAACCCCGUCUCAGAACAACCUCGAUUGCCGUGAAAUCACCGACUUCACCGUCUCCAAGUUCAAGCAGUUCAUCUCCGUCUUGAACCGGACCGGCCACGCCCGCUUCCGCCGCGGACCGGCUAAGCAACCUAGUGAACCGACAACCACCUAUUCAGCUCCUCCACCUCCUCCCAACCCGGUCCCACCAAAGUCUCAGACCACUUUGUCUUUUGAAUCCAGAAAUCCCAAAGCAAACACCAAAACCAAUUCCAACUCCAAAGACUGCCUCACCUUGUCUCCACCCAUGUCAACUACGUCGUCGUUUCUUUCUUCCGUCACCACCGGAGACGGCAGCAUUUCGAACGGGAAAGUCUUCUCAUCAGCUGCCGUAGCCCCGGCCCCGGCCUUCUCCGCCGGUAAGCCUCCGCUCUCACAAUCUCACCGGAAACGCUGCCACGACGAGCUGGCGACCAAAACUACAUCCUCCGGCCGAUGCCAUUGUUCUAAGAGAAGAAAAACCAAGGUGAAGAGGACAGUCCGUGUGCCGGCGAUUAGUUCCAAAAUCGCCGAUAUACCUUCCGACGAGUUUUCAUGGAGGAAGUACGGCCAAAAGCCGAUCAAGGGCUCCCCUUACCCACGAGGCUAUUAUAAGUGUAGUAGCGUGCGAGGGUGCCCAGCGAGGAAACACGUGGAGCGCGCACAGGACGACCCCACCAUGCUUAUCGUUACCUACGAAGCCGAGCACCGUCACCCUCACCCGCAGUCUAACUCAGUCCCCGCCGGUGUCGUGGGUCUCGUGUUCCAGUCGUCUUGAUGAGGGAACAGUGGUGCAAAUGAUCGUGACCGUUGAAAAAGCCCCGUGACAAUGGAGUUGUGGAACAGCCGGUGAAAUUAGAAGCCCACUGAGUCAAACAAAGAAAAGUCGAUGUCAAAAAUAUACGGUGUAAUUGGGAAAGGGAGAGGGGUAUGGAUUGUAAAUUACGAAAGAAAGAAGGGUGGAAUAUAAUUUUGUGGAUCUUGAAAUAUU